Messenger RNA from Fraxinus pennsylvanica, 789 nucleotides. The record is from the annotation of a GenBank genome assembly. NCBI's taxonomy places the organism in Eukaryota, Viridiplantae, Streptophyta, Magnoliopsida, Lamiales, Oleaceae.
AUGCGUAGCAUGGCCAGCUCUGCCUCGUCCAAGGGCAUCGCAGCCAUUGUCGGCGUCGGCCCAAAGCUUGGUCGUUCCAUCGCCCGCAAAUUCGCCCAUGAAGGUUACACUGUCGCCAUCCUCGCCCGCGACUUAGGCCAAUUGUCAAAAUUUGCUGAUGAAAUAGCUAGAGAAGAAAAGGCACAAGUAUUUGCAAUCCGAAUCGAUUGCUCGGAUUCUCGAAGCAUAAGAGAGGCAUUUGAAGCGGUUCUUUCAUUGGGUUUUGUUGAAGUGUUGGUUUACAAUGCAUACCAACCAAUUUCAGGCCAACCCAACAAUUCUACUGACAUUAGAGUCGAUCAUUUUGAGAAAUCCGUUGCAGUUUCAACUGUCGGCCCCUUCCACUGUGCCCAACAGGUACUUCCAGGCAUGGUGGAUAGAGGGAGAGGGACAAUUCUCUUUACUGGUUGUUCUGCUUCUCUUAACGGCAUUGCUGGUUACCCCAACUUGAGUUGUGGGAAGUUUGCAACGAGAGGGUUAUCACAAUGCUUGGCAAAAGAGUUCCAACAUCAAGGAGUACACGUGGCACAUGUCAUCAUCGACGGCAUUAUCGGCGCACCUAGUUUGUCCAGGGGGUUUACGCCAUCGACGUCAAGGCAUAGAACAGUCGGUAAACAGCCAUACAGUGGAGACGACGGGUGUAUGGACCCAGACGCGGUGGCUCAGACCUAUUGGCACUUGCAUAUUCAGGAUCGAUCUGUCUGGACACAAGAAAUCGACCUACGUCCCUCCACCCUCAAACUUCAUUAA